Corythoichthys intestinalis (scribbled pipefish) is the source of this 6727-nucleotide messenger RNA. It is a transcript of the gene xkr4, whose product is annotated as XK related 4. Gene Ontology annotation, cellular component: plasma membrane. The record is from RefSeq and is a predicted model, not a curated record. The coding region runs from base 719 to 2572 and encodes 617 amino acids. NCBI's taxonomy places the organism in Eukaryota, Metazoa, Chordata, Actinopteri, Syngnathiformes, Syngnathidae. Gene Ontology annotation, biological process: phosphatidylserine exposure on apoptotic cell surface; engulfment of apoptotic cell; apoptotic process involved in development. The transcript has 4 exons.
AAUAUGAAGGCUGUUGUUGAUAAAUGUUAAAUGUCCUCCAAUUCUGGAAUGACCUAAAUCUAUUCAGAGUAUACAGUAUGAUACAAUCUAUUUUGACCGGGAGGAACUGGCAGUCAAAAUUGAUUGGACAUCUAUUGCCGUCUGUGGUAUUCAAAGUGCAUUCCCGCUAUCUUAUUUCAUUCUUUAACGAAUCUCGAAAAAGCACAAAAAUGUGUAGGUGUGUGUGUGUGUGUGUGUGUGCUUGUGGUGGUGGGGUGGGGGCAGGAAAGAUGAUGUCAUAGUUUUUGGUCGUUGCCAUUGAAGAAGCUGGUGACUGCGGCCGUCCUCCUCUUCACUCUCUCCAUCCAUCAACCUCAUUUUGCAGGGUUCAUCUGCUUAUUGUGACAACCCGCAGAACAAGAACCUGCGCGCGUGCGCUUCUGGCACAAAACUCAACAAUGGUUUAGUUGUUAGUGGAACAUCGUACAAAGAAGCUCACUUAUCAUUAGAUUAAGAACAAAAGCGGGGGAAAUGUAAGCAGUCCGGUCUCGCUUUUUGUUUGCUUUAUGUUAUGACGUGCCGGCGGCAGUGUAGCGGAGCUUCUCCUGCCCAGAAAGGAGGAGGAGGAGGAGGAGACGCGCGCAGAAGGGUGUCGACGGUGAGCGGAGGAGGCAGGGGUGGAGGAGAGGCUCCGAAGGUGGCUGAAAUAAUAGACUAGUGUGAAUAUACGCGCGUAAUCAUGGCUGCUAAAUCGGACGGGGUCCUGAAGAUGAAGAAAAGCGACGUGGCCUUCACCCCCCUGCAGAACUCUGAGCACUCCGGCUCGGUGCAAGGGCUCCACCCGGGCGGCCAGCCCGACUCAGCGGGCAUCGGGGACGGCGACUUUGCCAACGGAGAGUCUCGGUGCUGCGGCGGUGGCGGGGGUUCCAACACGGCGUGCCUUCGCUUGGGCCAGGAGCAGCAGAAAUACACUGUGUGGGACUGCCUGUGGAUAGUAGCCGCAGUGGCCGUGUAUGUGGCCGACGUUGGCACUGACGUGUGGCUGUCAGUCGACUAUUUCCUCCACCAAGACUACUGGUGGUUCGGCCUGACGCUAUUUUUCGUGGUCCUGGGCUCCUUCUCUGUGCAGCUCUUUAGCUUCCGAUGGUUCGUCCACGACUUCGCUACGGACGACGGAGCGGAAUCAGCCGCCGAUUGCUCGCACAUGGACGCUAAUAAGCUGCUGAGCGGCUCGGCCUCUCACGGCGAUGUGAGCGCUCAGCAUCCCCCGACCACGCCGCAGAGACAGGCGUCGACCGCUAGUAAGAACACUACGACCAACAGCACCCGCAGCACUGCGUUUGGCAGCCGGACUCGGAAACGCUCGGCCUCCUACUCUUUCUGCGUGUGGUUCUCUCAGUCCCUUAUCCACAUCCUCCAGCUGGGCCAGAUUUGGAGGUACCUUCAUACUAUUUACCUGGGCAUUCGGAGUCGCCAGAGUUCUGAGACAGAACGUUGGCGUUACCACUGGAGGAUGAUCUAUGAGUUUGCAGACGUGAGCAUGCUGCAUCUGUUGGCCACAUUCCUUGAGAGUGCUCCACAGUUGGUGCUGCAAUUAUGUAUCAUCAUACAGACAUACAAACUUCAAGCUGUGCAAGGUAUGACAGCAGCAGCCUCCCUGGUAUCCUUGGCUUGGGCCCUGGCCUCCUACCAGAAAGCCCUGCGAGAGUCUCGGGAUGACAAGAAGCCUAUCACCUACCUGGCAGUUAUCAUUCAGUUCUGCUGGCACUUCUUCACAAUCGCAGCCAGGGUCAUCACCUUUGCCCUGUUCGCAUCUGUGUUCCAACUCUACUUUGGCAUCUUCAUCGUGCUACACUGGUGCAUUAUGACCUUUUGGAUUGUCCACUGUGAGACAGACUUCUGCAUCAGCAAGUGGGAAGAAAUUGUGUUUGAUAUGGUGGUGGGCAUUAUCUACAUCUUUUCCUGGUUCAACGUUAAGGAGGGACGAACAAGGUGUCGUCUUUUUAUUUACUACCUGGUGAUACUGGUGGAGAAUGCAGCUCUCAGUGCGUUGUGGUACAUCUACCGCACACCUCACUCCACUGACUCCUUUGCUGUUCCAGCACUCUGUGUCAUCUUCAGUAGUUUCCUCACAGGUGUAGUUUUUUUGCUCAUGUACUACGCUUUUUUCCAUCCAAACGGGCCACGUUUCGGACACUCUCCAAGUUGCCAGCGCCUCGACCUGGAUGCCACAGCUCAGUUUUCGACUCUACCAUCUGAGGCUGGCACAAAUUCUCUGCGGUCCAAUCGAGGAGCCACCACAACACUGGAGCGUGAUGCUGCAAAAUACAUGGAAAGGGAUGGCUGCAUGCCAGUUUUUCAAGUGCGACCCACCGUGCCAUCCACGCCGUCGUCUCGUGCGCCACGCCUCGAUGAGACCGUCAUCAAGAUUGAUCUUUGUAGGAAUCGCUACCCAGCCUGGGAGCGCCACGUUCUUGAUCGUAGUAUACGGAAGGCCGUUUUGGCCAUAGACUGCUCCCUGACUCCUCCUCGGCUGCAGUAUAAAGAUGAUGCCUUGGUACAAGAGAGGUUGGAGUACGAAACCACAUUAUAGAGCUGUCAUCAUUCCACUCAGCAGCCAGAAUCAGCAAAACAGACUGUGGCAAUAAUACUGUAUGUCUCCCAGUUUCAUGUUGCACCCUUCUUUCUUUGUCUACUCAGUGACCUUCAAGGAGAAACCUGCCCCGUGGGCACUGAUCGAAACAGAGGGGAAGCCCAUUCACUUUCUCUCGAUGUGUUCUUAGGUGUUUCUUUUUUGUUAUUCUUUUUACUUCGGCUCAUCAGGGAAAUCCUGUGCGGAAUAAGAAAAAUGCAUAUCAACAGAGUGCUUCAAAACUCAAACCUCCAAGAGGCUGAUGCACUGUUUUGUUUCAGGUGGAUUGGGUUAAGGACAGCAACUCCAUAAGGAUGUUCAUGUUCCUCCAGGGUCCAACUUUGAAGUUACCAGAUGUAAACCCCACAAUGACACAGAGAGAAAAACAAAACUUGACAAAAAAUAUAUAUAUAUGUCUUACUGUGCAGGUGCCCUCAUGUUUAGAGAAUUCUGAUGAUUUAAUAGUGUCACAUCAGUUUGACAACACUAUCAUCUCCCUUUCCUAGUGCCAAAAAAUGUUUUCUUGAAGAUGGGGAGCGCCUUAGAGAUGGCAUGGUAAUCUUGCCACAAGUGAAGACUUUUAAUCCUCCUAGAUCAUUCUGGUGCCCACAGGAAGAAGGUAAACUACUUGAAGACAAUGGUUAAAGUAGCAUUUAUUUCUCAGUUGUCAAAGAAGUUGCAGAAGAAAAAGGUACAACUCUCAAGUUGGACAUGUAAAUCCACAGCCUGUAUCUCUUUACAGCUCACCGAAUGCCAUGAAAUUACAAACCUCCCUGGCAGCUCAAGUCCACAAAAUGCACAGCCUCCUCCGACUCGCUGAGUUCAAGUUGCACCUGUAGAUGUAGUAAUUCCUUCUGACUUUUAAUGAGGACUGCACCAGAUGUCAUUUGAAAUGAUAAAACAGGUGCGGUUAAUGCAAAGGAAACAGCCAGAAAGGAGAGGAGGCGUGCUUAACGCCAAAUCAAAGCAACCAAGAUGUACGAUACGUGAAUACAACAUGCAGCAUUUUCUUACUUUUUGAGCUCAGUAGAGGGUACUGACGUAAUUGUGAUUCUUGUUCUGUAUGUACAGUAUAGUGCAAAAGUAUUAGGUCACUAUUAAAUGUUGUUUUAGUAACUAUAAUAUGCCGCAAUACAAUACAAUGUUGGGUCAGUAAAGCACAGACAUAAACUAAGACCAAACUGACAAAAAAAUAAAUUAAAAAAAAUCAUAGUCUCUCAAUGACAGAACCUGUUAAUGCACUUUUAUCAGUAACCCAACCAAAACUAAAUAGGUUCUUCCUCAGUCUGUUUGCAAGCUAUUCACAUUUCAUGGAAACCAGAUAGGUAUUUUAUCUACCUGUAAUCCGUCUUCUAAUGACUGCUGUGAAAAAUGUUAUUAGAACAAUAAAGCUUAAGGUGACCUAAGACAUUGCACAAUACUGUGUGUAUGUGUGUCUGCAUAAUGAUGCGUGUGUUCAGAUAGUCUGUCAUGUACAGUACAUUUUGCUAUGGUGACUCGCCGUUGCCCCUUGUGGAAUUGAAUGAAAUUCCAGCAAGGUCAUGGUUCUUCGAGCUCGACCGCGAUCCAGUCAAGCAUGCCAUCAGAAAGCAUUGAAAUAUAGUUCUUUCUCAUCAAAAAUAUUAUCAGUGACUUGAAACAGCUAGGCACUGCAGACAAAAAGCUAAAAAGGUCAUAAAGGCCAUAUAGCCUACGGUAUAUUUCCACCUCCUCCCGAACAAUCUUAAACUAAAAAACAGAUUUCAGGGAAUUUUGAAAGCACAUGAUCACACUUAGAUGUCAUAUCAAAUCCAGCCCUUACACUAAUGCAACAUAGCUGCCAAGUGGUUGUUGUUUUAAGGGUUUGUGUAAUGUAUUUUCCCAAAGGAAGAAAAAAAGCACAGCAAAAGACAAUUGGAUUAUCAGAAUUAUACGUUUGAUCUGUUAAUUCAGAUUAAUCUACAAGUUGCAUCAUAUCAACUUCUCAAAUCAAUCCGUAUUGAAAUGGUUCAAGACAAAAGUCAUCAUAUCGCAAAUUCUUAGUGUACCAACUUAAAAAGACACGACAUAAGAGAGGCUGCAAUAUUAUUAUAAUCAUGAUUUUGCUAGGUAAUACAGUUUUCUUUGACAACAAAGACAUUUUAUGAGGAAGUCGUUUAUGGUUUAAACAUUUGCCACUACAUUUCAGCCUUUUCAACCUCAUUAUAAAUAAAAGAGUGUACUGCAACAUUAGUGAGAAGACAACCAUUUUAUUCGCCUUUUUCCAAGCCAAUUAGUGUGUCGUUGUGCAUGUACUGUAGUGUUUGGGUUAACCUAAUUGGAAAGGAGUUUUUUUGUAUGUUUUUAGUUAAAGGGACUAUACAGGAUUUUUAGAGUUAAUUUAAAAUACUUUGAUACUCCAGUCGUGCUCCACUAAUGCCCUGAUGAAUACACAGAGCCCUGACACAUUAACUGAGACUGCCCCAAAAAGCCAUUUUUCUUACCUUCAUUAGAGAGGGUUCGGGUCAACCACUCUCGGCAGACGCGCCUGGGUACGUCCACGUGUGUCCCAGCAGCAGCAGCGCUGUUUCAUCGAGCCUCUGCCUACUCUCCGCUUGGCAAAAUCACUUUUCUAACCCACUUAAGACUUGCUACUGUUUUUAUGUUACUGCUAAUUUGAUGGGCCAAACUCUUGUUGCUUUAUGUAUGUGCUCGUACAAGCAUGCACGCCAUGCACAAGCAACAGUUACGAUUUACGCCAGCGGUGGCAGUCGUGAGUAAAAAAGUGACUAAAACCGUAUAGUCCCUUUAAUAGUCCCAUGCCACACUUAUUUGCAUUUUAUGGUUUUUAAAAUACAGUGAUCUCUCGCUACUUCGCACGUCAAACUUCACGCCCCCAGUCCAUUGCGGAUAUUUUUUUUCAAUUAAAAAAAAAAAAAAAUACAGAUGAGCUGUCCCGGGCCGAUUGUAUAGUCUCACUCUUGCUCCCUCCCUCCCUCACCCGGCUCUUUGUUCAUCAGGCAGGCAGGCAGUGCACUGGAGUUACUUAUUAAAGUUAAAAAUGAUUGAAAGAUGAAUGUGUUUGAUCUUGCCAGUGUCACGUGCUUCAAAAGCGCUGCAUGCGUCAAUAAUCAUUUACCUUGUUAAACAGUUGCUGUGGCAACUCACUGUGUGUAAGUGAGCAGCUCCGUGAGAAUUUGAGUAGACUCACUCAAUGAAGUGUUUACUAAAGCCAAGCGUUUUUCUACUACUGAAUUCUUGUUUAGAAAUAAUUCGGUGGGACAGUAACAUGUUAAAAACUUAUCAUAAUUGUUACAUUUGAAGUGCUUAAAAAAUAUUGAAAUAUAUACAGUAUAUACUUUUUUUUAAAUUAUACAUUGGGUAAAAAAGUGAAAAAACAUGUAUUGUAUGUAUCUCUUUCCAAUGCUAAAUCUAAAUAAAUACAUUGAACACACACACACACCAAUAAUUUUUUUGUGCGGUACUUUUAUUCACCGUGAAAAACGAGGGAUCACUGUAUAUAUUUUAUACUCUUUUUCAAUUUAUUCUGAUCCAAACUGUUGGCAGACAGUAUUUUUGUUUCAUUAUUAUUGAAUAGCUCAAUAAGCUUUGAUCAGUUUUUAUUCGUCACAACAACAUAAAAUCUAGGAUCUGGCGCAGUUUGUUUUUCAAAGGUUAGUGCAAGUUUGCAAUCAAUAGACAAACCGCACAUACCUCAAACUUAAACAAGGUUACAGUCAUUUUGAUCUAUGUUAGGCUUAUUGCAGUAGGAGGCAAAAAAACAUAUUUUGAUGCCAUGAGACCUUAUAAAAGUGAGAUUUUAUUUGUUAUUGCAGUGUUUUUUGUUGGUUGAAAAAACAUAACAAAUAGAAACAGCUGCUUGCAGAGAUUACACACGGACAAACGUGAAAAUGUUGAAUGAGCACAGGAUUCCAGAUAGCACAAAUGCUACAUUUUACCUCAGAAGCUUAUAGUCAGCUGAAUUUUGGCCUUUCAAGGAAUUAAAAAAAAAAAACAGCUAUUAUUAGAGUAUGUACCAAAAGAAUUGUUCACAAAUCCAUAUUCAGUUGUUUCAAGCAUCUGAUAUUACAGUAUUGUGGAGUUUAAUAGUGUCGCUCUUAUCACCAUGGCGAUCCCAGAUUGCCCAUUUCAGUCAUC